This is a messenger RNA of Pomacea canaliculata, 3664 nucleotides long. Its product is annotated as apolipoprotein L4-like. Bases 315 to 1238 code for a protein of 307 amino acids. Gene Ontology annotation, biological process: lipid transport; lipoprotein metabolic process. The record is from RefSeq and is a predicted model, not a curated record. Gene Ontology annotation, molecular function: lipid binding. Gene Ontology annotation, cellular component: membrane; extracellular region. The transcript is spliced from 4 exons. NCBI's taxonomy places the organism in Eukaryota, Metazoa, Mollusca, Gastropoda, Architaenioglossa, Ampullariidae.
GGCUGCAACCCACAGGGAAGGGUCAGGGUUGGGAGACCCAGACAGACGUGGAGGAGCUUACCCCACAGACAGGUGGAGACAGCUGGCAGGACAUGGUUCCAACUGAAACUUCAUCUCUUUUCACGAGGCGAGCGCGCGUGCAAGCUGACGCCCCUUUGCUUGAGGUCGGGCUGACUGUUUCGGGCGAUAACGUUGUCGCUGCAUGACGUCAUCUGCCGAUACAUAAGCGUGAACGGACUUUAACGGUCUCCGCAGUCAGUCGACGACCUCAGCAGGCUGAAGUUGAUGUGACAGGACAGGCUACAGAUGUGGUCAUGGCCGAGUGGGACGAGCAAAAGGAAGCUGGCACUUUGAAGAACGACAUCCAGAACAUCAUAGACGCCCUCAACACACACCACAGGAACGUCAACAUUUCCAGAGUCACCGGAAGUUCUGUUGCCAUUGCCACUGGAGUGCCUGCAGCAGCCUGCGCCAUCGCCGCGCCCUUCACCUUAGGGGUGACCUUGAUACCAGCCAUUGUCCUGGGCAUCAUCGCCGCCGUUGGUGGAGGUGUGUCUGUCGGCGCAACAGUCGCAGGAUAUUUCAUCAAAAGACAAAAAGUUAAAGAAGUGCAGGAGAAAUGGGAUACUUUUCGCCAGAAUGUUAUCGCAAACCACAAAGACAUCGCAGAGGUGCGGGACCUCCUUCUGAAACUAAACCCAAGAACAAGCGGCGCCGCCAUCACACCCAAGGACGCGUUGCAAGGUGCUGCCGAGUUCGUGCGAACUUCCGGUGGUAUUUCAAGUGCAGUUGUUCGUGGAGCUCUGAAGUCGACAGCAGCAGGAGUGCGAAUCACAGCCCCGCUGCUGGCUGCUGCCAGUGUCGUCGCCCUGCCGCUGGACAUCGUUGACCUGGUGACGGCCAGCCUCGCGCUUCACAGAGGCGAACAAUCGACUGCCACGGAGUCUCUCACGCAUAUAGUUACCUUUCUUGACAGAAUCGCCAACAACUACAAUAACAAUGACAAUAACAGUAACGAUGGCAGCGACGAAGACAACGGCAAUGCCGAAAGCGAUGACCAAGACAAUGAUAAUGACAAUUACGACGACAUUGAACUUCUACUUGACUAUGAUAAUGAUGAUGACCCCUUUGGUCAGUUUCUCCUUCAGUUCAGCUGUAACCCAGUGGCCAAGUCCUCAACAUCAGAAACAAAGCAAGAAGAAGAAGCACUUGAACUCACAGCGAACUCUAGAGUGUAAACGCAAACACACUAAGUUUUACACAACAGACAGCACAAAACAAUAAUUGUACGGGGUCCUGAUACUGCAACCAGUCGCUGGGAUUAAAAGCUUCAAAGUAGAAUUAACAGGUCGCUGACUAUGAUCUGAGUACUACUACUGCUACUACAAGUAGAUACAAUGUUUAUCUAUUUAGUCUGUGACAGCGAUCAACAAUACAGUGCGACCACCCCGUGUGACAUUACGGAUGGAUGAGGAGCAACCAAAUGUGUGAGAGUUGGGGCCGCUAGCCGGGCCUUUGCAGACUCCAUAGCUCUACAGACAGAGAGAAAGCAUGUGUGAUAAAGUCGCUUAUAAAGACAUAUUGAAAACUAAAACAGCAGGAUUCAUUAAUUUGUCUUCAUGCAGAUGUGUGCUACAAGCUGGCCCAAGCAAAAGUCGAUGAAUGAGGAUAUGCAUUUUGGUUUUGUAAACACUUUUUCAUUAGUCAUGGUAUCUGUGUAUAAAUAACUCAAGCUAAUUUGUGUCUGUCUUCACUAAUGUCAAUGAAUAACGGAAGUGCAUUCUUGUGCAAGGGUAUAAGCGGUGUUAACGUGCCAAUGAAAGCGAGGCUGAAUGAGCAUAACAGUACUCGACCUAAGCGGCCUAAAAACUGUCGGGAGACAAAGAGUGAGAUGGUCCAUUGCAUUCGAUGAUCACCAUCCCUAUGCUGUAAAACUGAAUGGUUCAUGUUUCAGAAUACUGACUGUACACUUAUUUCUGUAUCUGUGACGAGCUGCAUGAGUUGUGUUUAAGUAGCAAACAUGUAUUUCAGCACCUGUACAGUCACACUAUAGUGAAAAGGGGAAAAGGGGUGGUUGUAAGUUGGUCCUACUGUCUGGUAAACAGCGAGCCAACCCAGAUCUUAGUGGAGAUGGUCUUUUGAGAUCAUUGACCAAAUUUUAAAAAUUUGCUUCCAUUCAACCCAUUAUCAAAUACAUUCCUCUUAACUGCAUUGCUCUUCUGGAUAGGGAUGGUGGUGUGAUGCUAACCUGAAUGUGAAUUCUAAUGAUUGUAGUGAAAUUAGUAACAUCAUGAGCACUGACAUUAUGUGCAAGCAAAGAGGAAAACUCAUCCUCUCUGGUGCAAGUAAGUGAUUGUCACACAGGGUGGACAGGAAGUUAACGAAUCAGCACAGCACAAGUGGUCAAACUGCACCUGUUGAAUGAGUAAUAGUAUUUAGUAGUCUGAGAGAGAAUAUAAUUAACUGUCGUCGGCCACAGAUUCACUUCCCAGGGAGACAUGGCAAGUGGAGGGACACUACGUGUAGGGGACUGGAGGCUGCGUCAUCCGAGAAUAGUGUGGUAUUUGUAAAUUUUGUAUACCUACGAUUUGUUGUAUAAGUUGAAAUUUUGUAUUAGUAGUUUAUUUUUGCUGUAACUGUCCAUAGGCGCAGUCUAAGGGCCAUGAGAUGGACCAUGGAGUGAAGGGUUGUAAGUGUUUAGGCCUGGCUAAUGACCAUGUAGAUGCAAUGUAAGUAGUGUUUGAAAUAUGUGACAAGUUGGCCCUAGUAACUGGCAAGAACUUACUUUCCUAAGAAGAAAGAACUGGAUUAAAUCAGCAAAUUAGUGUUAACUUCAUGACUUUUAUAUAUGGUUCACUUGGCCUAACUUUACUCAAAUGGGGUAGGUAAAGGGAAGCAAAAACCAGUGGGUUAAUUCUGUACACAAGACAAUUAGCCUAUUAUGACAACUGGUCAAAACAUCAGACACAGGUCUGUCUACCUUACAUUUAAUCUAUUGAAAUAAUUUGCUACUUUUUAUCUACCUGUAGAUCUCUACCUAUUUGUUCACUUUCAGGUAAAGGCAUUUGUCAUCACCUUCUCCCAGUAAGUCAACCCACAGAGUUAAUGCCAAAAAAGACCAUUCAAACACCUAAGCCAUAAGCUAGGAAGCCAUCAGUGAGCAUUAAUUAUUCAUUACUACGAUACAAAAUGGUCACUGUCAAGAGUAAUGCAUGAUUAAUAAAUGUGUUUUAUGUGAAACUGUUGACAUGAUGUCUACCAAUUGAAUGUUCUUAAUGUUUCUAGCUUCAACAUUAUACCUCUUGAUGAUUUUACAUCCUUGCAUGGUAAGAUACUCAUAUAUUUCAUGUCAACUGGUUAAAACAUCUGCAGUAGCUAAGCUAAAGUAUUGAUGAUAAGAGUAGACCUAAUUGUUGCUUCAAUAACAAGAGGUUUAUUAUAACCAUUGUUUACACUUUAAGACUGUUGACUGCAGCAGUUUUACUCUUGACACAUCUUUUAUAAACUCGCGAUAUCAAGUUCUGAUUGUGCACUGCAUGCUACAUAAAAAUUAUGUUACUUCACCAAUGGUACCAAGUAGCCGAUAAUAAUGAGGUACUAUGUUCCUUUAUAACAGACUCCUGUCUCUUGUUUUGCCUUGUUUCUGACCUUGGAUGAAAUACAG